AUGGAAAACUUCACUAACAGCAACUAUCUAAUUCUUGCUGGACUAGAUACAAUCAGUCAUAAUAAGUCUCUGUAUUUUAUCUUUUACUUCUUUGUAUAUUCAGCAAUAUUGUUUACUAACCUGCUUCUUGUUGCUGUAAUACUCCUUCAUGAACGCCUUCAUGAACCUAUGUAUAUUUUCAUUUGUAAUUUGUGUUUCAAUGGAUUAUAUGGUGGUACUGCAAUAUUUCCUAAACUUUUGACUGACAUAGUGGCUGAAAUCAAAACUAUUUCAGACAAUGGUUGUUUAAUUCAAAUUUUUUUCAUACAGACAUUUGGUUACAAUGAGAUAUUCUUCCUGACACUAAUGGCAUAUGAUCGAUACAUGGCCAUAUGCAACCCUUUAAGAUACAGCAGCAUCAUGACAAAAGUUAGGGUAUGCAAACUUGUCACAUUUCCAUGGCUGUACUCCUUUUCUAUUUCCUUGAUAUUUAUUAUUUUAAUUAUGAAGUACUCUAAAUGUUAUAACAUUAUCCCAUAUGUAUAUUGUGAGUCAAUGUCAUUUCUGCAAUUGUUUUGUGCAAAUGUUACUGUUAACAGCAUCUUUGAAACAUGUGUUGCAGUAAGUCAUUUUAGUAUUUUAACAAUUUUUGUUACGUACACCUAUGUGCAGAUAUUCCGAGCAUGUCAAAAUGUUUCUAAAGGAACUAAACUCAAGGCUCUGAACACCUGCAUAAACCAUUUAUUGUUACUUUUUGUUUCUUUUAUCUGUGGCUUCUUAACAUUUUUUCAAGCCCAGGUUGGUGGUUCAAUUCCACAUUUUAUGGAAUUCUUAAUUUCAAUGGCACUUUUUAUAUUUCCUCCUUUUCUUAAUCCAUUUAUCUAUGGCAUCCGGACUCAGGAAAUAAGAAGCACAAUUAAGAAAGCUCUUCAGAAGCAAAUGAUUCAGUCUAAAUAA
Molecule: messenger RNA, 936 nt
Organism: Protopterus annectens (West African lungfish)
Lineage: Eukaryota; Metazoa; Chordata; Ceratodontiformes; Protopteridae
Product: olfactory receptor 52E4-like
Exons: 1
Coding region: 1-936 (311 amino acids)
Biological process (GO): G protein-coupled receptor signaling pathway
Cellular component (GO): membrane
Molecular function (GO): G protein-coupled receptor activity; olfactory receptor activity
Source: RefSeq, a predicted model, not a curated record